AUGGACCAAAAGCUCAAACACUUUCUUGACAAUUCGAACUUCCGAAAGGACAGAAAAGGUAAGAAAAAGAAGAUAGAGGUGUCUGGAGGAAAGAAUGAGGAGGGACAGGAAGAGAUUUUGAUGAUUAGAGACGGGCAAAUUGUUGUCAAUGACGCAAGCAUGUACGUGGACACGCACAAGGAUAUGGAGAUGGAGGUGAUGGAAGACGAUAGGAUUGUGACAUCCUCGACAUUCAGUAAGAAGAAGGGGGCGCUGAGGUGGAGCAAGAAGGAGAUAGAAUUGUUCUACAAGGCACUGGAGAUAUGUGGGAUUGAGUUUUCGUUGAUAAGCUCAUUAUUUCCAAACAAGGAGAGGAAGCACAUAAAAGCAAAGUACAUAAAGGAAGUCAAGGUCAACCCAGAAAGGAUAAACGAGGUUUUGAAUGAGUACAAGACAUUUGACCAGGUGGCCUACAACAACCUUAGAAACUAUCUUCUUGAAUAG
This is a messenger RNA of Encephalitozoon hellem ATCC 50504, 483 nucleotides long. RefSeq names its product transcription initiation factor TFIIIB subunit Bdp1. The transcript has a single exon. Bases 1 to 483 code for a protein of 160 amino acids. Gene Ontology annotation, biological process: RNA polymerase III preinitiation complex assembly. The record is from RefSeq and is a predicted model, not a curated record. Gene Ontology annotation, cellular component: transcription factor TFIIIB complex. Gene Ontology annotation, molecular function: TFIIIC-class transcription factor complex binding. Lineage: Eukaryota; Fungi; Microsporidia; Unikaryonidae.